AUGAAGCCAACCUCUUCCCUGCCCUUUUCAUGCCUCUUCUGGUUCUGGGAGAGCAUGGCAGAGCCCAGCCUGGCCGGAGGACGCCGCCUUUCCCCUUCCUUCCUCCGCUCCGUCCCUCCCUCCACCGGCCGAAGCGGAUCCGGUUCACGAGCUGGACGUGGGUGGCUCCCGCCGGCCUCUCCGCGCAGCUCGGAUCCGCCUCCGGAGGCGCCCGCCCGCCUGGGCGCUUCGCAUCCCGAGGAGGAGAUGCUCGGCCCGGUGACGCUAGAAGACGUCACGGUCUCCUUCUCCCCGGAAGAAUGGUCAGGGCUGCAGGAGUGGCAGCGGCGGCUCCACCGCGACGUCAUGCGAGAGAACUGCGAACUGCUCACCUCCUUGGGCUGCGACCUCCGAGUCAAGGAUGAAGAAGGGGAGUCCAGGGAGGAAGACGACCGAGGACUCUUCUUGGAGACGGUCCUCCGGCGCUGGAAGCCUGAGGGCGAGACCUCGCACCCGCAGCAAAACGGCGGCAGCAGCGUGGCUGGCGAGUCUGCAGGUGGGGCGGGACUCCUGUCUCAGGGGCUGCCUGGCGCUGAAGGAGGAAGAGAUCCCGGGGGGGAAGAGGCGUCGGCGUGCCCCCUAACCUGCCCGGACUGCGGGAAGCGCUUCAAGAGCAAAACCGCCUGCUUGACGCACCAGCGCAUCCACACCGGCGAGCGCCCCUUUGGCUGCCCCGAGUGCGGGCGGCGCUUCACCCAGCGGCAGCACCUGGGCACCCACCUGCGGGUGCAUGGCGGGGAGCGCCCCUUCUCCUGCGGCGAGUGCGGCGCUGCCUUCCGGAUGCAGAAGCUGCUGCUCACGCACCGUCGUAAGGCGCACUCCGGGGAGCCGCCUCUGGCGUGCGCCGACUGCGGGAAGCCGUUCAGCCACAAGCACCACUUGAUGACGCACCGGCGGGUGCACACGGGCGAGCGCCCCUUCCCGUGCCCCGUGUGCGGGAAGUGCUUCACCCAGAAGCACCACCUGCAGACCCACCAGCGGGGGCACUCGGGGGACCGCCCCUUCCCCUGCCCCGAGUGCGGGAAGGCCUUCAAGGACCGGGCCGGGGUGCUGAUGCACCGCGUCGUCCACACGGGCGCCAAGCCGUUUGCGUGCCAGCGCUGCGCCAAGAUCUUCAGCCACAAGCACCACCUGGUGAUCCACCAGCGCGUCCACACGGGCGAGAAGCCCUUCUCGUGCCAGGUGUGCCGCAAACGCUUCACCCAGAAGCACCACCUGCUCAGCCACGAGCGCAUCCACACCGGCGAGCGCCCCUACGGCUGCCCCGAGUGCCCGCGCAGCUUCAAGGACCGCAUCACCCUCAAGCUGCACGUGCGGCUCCACACGGGCGAGAAGCCCUUCUCCUGCGGGCGAUGCGGAGAGAGCUUCCGCCUGCGCAAGGCCCUGCUCUCCCACCAGAGGGCGCACGACGCACCCGCCCAGCUCAUCUGCACCGAUUGCGGGGAGAGCUUCCUGCGCAUGCGCACCCUGGCUGCCCACAGGAGGAGGGCGCACCCAGCAGCUGUGGCCUACGGGCCUGGCGCACAGCCCGGACCAACCGGCCACUCAUACUGCCCGGCUGAGUCGCAGGCUGACGGGGAGAGAGCAGCAGACGCCCCACUCGGACCCUGA
Messenger RNA from Lacerta agilis (Sand lizard), 1650 nucleotides. Its product is annotated as zinc finger protein OZF-like. The record is from RefSeq and is a predicted model, not a curated record. Bases 1 to 1650 code for a protein of 549 amino acids. Lineage: Eukaryota; Metazoa; Chordata; Lepidosauria; Squamata; Lacertidae. The transcript has 4 exons. Gene Ontology annotation, biological process: regulation of DNA-templated transcription.